Molecule: messenger RNA, 1317 nt
Organism: Penicillium roqueforti
Lineage: Eukaryota; Fungi; Ascomycota; Eurotiomycetes; Eurotiales; Aspergillaceae
Product: acyl-CoA dehydrogenase family protein
Exons: 4
Coding region: 1-1317 (438 amino acids)
Molecular function (GO): flavin adenine dinucleotide binding; oxidoreductase activity, acting on the CH-CH group of donors
Source: RefSeq, a predicted model, not a curated record
AUGGCCAAAAUCCUCCGCCCCGCAACAGCUCCGUACAGCGAGCCCCUUCUCCCGCAACUAGACAUCCGCAACCCCUACUAUACAAACCUGAACCACAACCUGCGCGCCACCGUGCGCGAAUAUAUCGAUAUAUACAUCACCCCCUACGCCGCAGAGUGGGAAGAAGCAGGCCAAGUCCCCGAAGCCGUACGCCGGCACUAUUGCAAGCUGGGCUAUAGCAUCGUGCACCCCCUCACGAGCGAGGAGGACUCAGCCGGCCUCUCUCUGCCUGGGAAUGUGCCGCGCGAGAAGUGGGAUACGUGGUGCUCACUUAUUGUAACGGACGAGCUCACGCGCGUUGGAUAUGUCGGUGUGAUUUGGGGGCUUGGUGGUGGUAAUGGGAUUGGAUGUCCGCCUGUUGCGCGUUUUGGGAAUGAUGAGCAGAGGAAGAGGUGGCUUCCUGGUGUUGCGAGGGGGGAUAUUCGAUUUUGUUUGGGGAUUACCGAGCCGGAUGCGGGCUCUGAUGUUGCCAAUAUCCAGACUACAGCCCAGCGGGAUGGCAAUCACUAUAUUGUGAAUGGGGCGAAGAAAUGGAUUACCAAUGGUAUCUGGGCUGACUAUUGCACUGCUGCUGUUAGGACCGGUGGUCCUGGAAGGUCUGGUAUCAGCUUGCUUGUUAUUCCCUUGGCUACUGCCGGAGUGACUCGCAGGCGUAUGCAUAACUCGGGUGUGAAUGCCAGUGGCUCAACCUUUAUCGAGUUUGAAGAUGUGCGUGUUCCUGUCGAAAACCUCAUCGGCCAAGAGAACAAAGGAUUUCCCCUUAUCAUGUCGAACUUCAACCCAGAGCGCCUUACUCUGGCGUGUGCGUCAUUGCGACUCUCCCGAGUUUGUGCCGAAGAUGCCUACAACUACGCCAUCCAACGCGAGACCUUUGGAUCCCCACUGAUUGAAAAGCAAGCAAUUCAAUCCAAGAUCUUCAAAUUCGGCCUCAUGAUUGAGCCAGCCUAUGCCUUCAUGGAACAGCUCGUGAACAUCCUUGAACUUACCAAAGACCGUCCUUCCGACGACGUCAACAUUGGUGGUAUGACUGCCUUGCUUAAAGUCAUGUCGACCAGGGCUCUGGAGAAGAGUGUUCGAGAAGCACAGCAGAUUAUGGGAGGUGCGGGCUAUAACAAGGCUGGCAAAGGUGCUAGAAUCGAGCAGAUUAGUCGUGAUGCUCGGGUUCAUGUAGUCGGCGGCGGAAGUGAGGAGAUUAUGGCGGGACUGGCGCUGAGGGAGGAGACAAAGGCUAUUCGCACUCGGAGAAAGGCACUUGAGAAGAGACAGUCUAAAGUAUGA